This is a messenger RNA of Oryzias melastigma (Indian medaka), 1972 nucleotides long. RefSeq names its product carbonic anhydrase VIII (gene ca8). NCBI's taxonomy places the organism in Eukaryota, Metazoa, Chordata, Actinopteri, Beloniformes, Adrianichthyidae. The transcript is spliced from 9 exons. Bases 234 to 1079 code for a protein of 281 amino acids. Gene Ontology annotation, molecular function: zinc ion binding; carbonate dehydratase activity. The record is from RefSeq and is a predicted model, not a curated record.
UCCGAGAGUAAAGAGAAAGAGAGCGGCUGUGCACUCCCACACACAUCACUUGGUUCUUUCAGAAAGACAUGAGACCAGAUGAGGAAAGGAGGGUAAGAACAGAGAAAAGACUGAAGGAAUAAAGAACAAGAGAAGAGACAAAACACAGAAAGGUCUCUCCUGCAGAGCACACACUUCAGUUUGUGUGCAAGUGAGAGGACAACCCAGCGUGACUGGGAGGACAGGGCGACACCAUGGCUGACAGUGUGAACGAGGAGUCCGAUUAUGUCCCGGGGAAAGAUGAGCUUGACUGGGGCUAUGAGGAAGGUGUAGAAUGGGGACUCCAUUUCCCAGCAGCCAAUGGUGAAUACCAGUCUCCCAUAAAUUUGAACUCCAGGGAGGCCCAAUAUGACCCCUCCCUGCUGGACAUCGGUUUAUCUCCAAACUAUGUGGUGUGUCGAGACUGCGAAGUCAUCAACGAUGGACACACUGUCCGCAUCCUCCUCAAGUCCAAGUCAGUGGUUACAGGGGGCCCGUUACCCAGUGACCAUGAGUAUGAACUUCACGAGGUUCGGUUCCACUGGGGAAAGGAGAACCAGAGAGGGUCGGAGCACACCGUCAACUUUAAGGCUUUUCCCAUGGAGCUCCAUCUGAUUCACUGGAACAGCACUCUGUUUAACUCGUUAGAAGACGCUCUGGGGAGGAAGAACGGCAUCCUCAUCAUCGCUCUGUUCGUGCAGGUUGGUAAAGAACACUUGGGUCUGAAGGCCAUCACUGAAGUCCUACAGGACCUGCAGUACAAGGGGAAGAGCAAGAUUAUACCAUGUUUCAACCCCAACACCCUCCUACCUGAUCCUCUGCUGAGGGACUACUGGGUGUAUGAAGGGUCUUUGACCACGCCCCCUUGCAGUGAAAACGUCACCUGGAUCCUCUACCGUUACCCCCUCACCAUCUCACAGAUGCAGAUUGAGGAGUUUCGGAGGUUGCGCUCUCACGUCAAAGGGGCGGAGCUUCCAGAAGGGAAUGACGGCAUGCUGGGAGACAACUUCCGUCCCACCCAACCCCUCAGUGACCGAACGGUUCGCGCUGCCUUCCAGUGACUCCUCGGCCAUCUUAAAAAUAACUGUGACCCCACAGAGAACAGAAGUCAAAGGGGAGAGUGAAGCAGAAGUGUGAAGACGAGAAUGGAAAACCAAGGAAAGGCUGAGUUGAUGGGAUAUCAGCUGCACUGAAGGUGGACAAAGAAGCUCCAAACUUUGCUGCAUGCUUUGUGUUAAAUGUGUGCUGGUAAAGGUACAGUGUUCCUAUUCUCUAGGUUUGUUUUUUUCCUUUCUUUUUUUAUUAUUCUCAUGCUUUGUUUUGGUCUGAUGUGCUGUCCGGGAGUUGAUGUUCUGUAGUUUGAGUCACUGUGUGUGUGGAGAGUAAUUUAUAGAAAACUUAUAGGAAGAACUGAGAUCCAAUCCAGCACAAAAAUGUCUUCUAUGAAUAAAAGUCACUUAAUUUUAUUGAGAAAUAUCUGGGCUGCACUUUGUAAUGAUGUGACUCCUUUUUAAAAGCUGGUUUGGCAACAAACUCAUGAUAAGAGUGAAAAAUAAGUCAUUUUUCUGACUUAAGAAUUGAAUUAAAUGCUAUAAAGUCCUCAAGAUGGACCAUUAAAUGUGUGUUUUAUUGCUUAACAAGUAAAUCACAAAUGCUGUUAGCAAAUGAAACAUUCACUGUGUAUUUUUUUCAUAAAAAAAUCUAACCACUUCAGUUACAAUCUAUUAACUAUGAGUACAGACAUCACUGUCGUACUCCUUCUAUUGAAUCUUCAUGAUAUCUUACUUUUAGUUGUUUUGAUUCAGUACACAAGAGUUCAAAGCGAUCCUUUUCACCAGUAUGUCUGUCGUCGUCUUCAGUGGGACCACGUGUGUCAAAAUGAGCUGAUGAAAACUGUGAGAACUGAUGACUGUUACUGUAAAGCUACAAUAAACUACAGCAGUGACUUACUAAA